GCGCGCACUCCUCGCCGCGCCCGCCGUCCGUCACAAUGAGGCCCGUCUACGACAAGCUGACGCUCUACAUAACAAAUGAAGCGUUCACAUUCAUCCCAGACCAUGGGCGCGACUCGCUCACCAUUACCCGCGCCACGGGCCAAGUCGCGUUCGAGCAGCCCGCAGCUCAGAUUCCCCGCACGGCGCGAAGACAUCCCAAGACCGUGCACGCCAUUUACGGGAUUAUCUCCCUCUCCCAGUCAGAAUACCUGAUCAUUGCCACUGGUCGCACACUGUACCCCGCACCCCUCCUCGGCCACAAGGUGUAUCGCCUCCAUGACUUCGAGCUCAUCCCCAUCAACCCCCUCAUGUCCCCCGACCUCACCAACAACAAUCAAGUACACCCGGUUGAGGCUCACCUGCAAGCUCUCGUCAAAUCCCACCUCUCGAACGGCGUCUUCUGGGCCAGCUACACGUGUGACAUCACCACACGCCUACAGGCGCAAUGGGAGACGCGAGAACAACGUGCCCACAGCGCCUUGUAUGAAGUGGCGGAUGACCGCUUCUUCUGGAACAAGUUCCCCGCUUCAAAGCUCAUCGAGAGCGGCGCCAAUGUCGGCUCUUAUGUGCUUCCUAUUCUCUAUGGCACCGUCUCUAUCCACGAAAUUCCUCUGUCGAGCUUGCCGCGGAAGUCAUACCUCGCCUUGAUUUCUAGACGGUCACGCUACCGUGCUGGUACGCGAUACUUCCGUCGCGGUAUCGACAGCGAGGGACAUGUCGCGAACUUCGUCGAGUCGGAACAAAUCCUCCUGGCCAAGAACGAACAAGAGGGGGGCAUCCCGGGCUCACCCUUUAUCGGCGCCCACGACUUUGAUGACGGAUGGCGUGACCCGUUCAGCGACCCGACGUACGCGAAGCUGUCCUUCGUACAAAUACGAGGGUCUAUCCCACUCUUCUGGGCAGAGAUCAACACGCUGAGGUACAAGCCAGACCUCGUUGUGAUGCAAUUGGAAGAGACGAUGGGCGUCCUGCGUGCGCAUCUCGAUGAGCAACUCAAGCUCUACUCGCCGCAUACAGACGGCACUCCAACGGGCAGCCUUGACUUGAUCAACCUCGUCAACCACAAAGGCCAUGAGGGGCCGAUCAAGGAGGCGUACGACAAGGCUAUGGCCGAGGUGUCGGCGACCCUGCCUAACGUCCGCUACGAGUACUUCGACUUCCACAACGAGUGCAAAAACAUGCGCUGGGAUCGUAUAAGUGUCUUGAUUGACCGCAUCAAGGACGACAUCGAACGCGUUGGAUUCUUCCACAUCCCUCCGUCGAAGUCGCCCGUACCCGAAAGACUGCAAAAUGGCGUGUUGCGAACCAACUGCAUGGACAACUUGGACAGGACGAAUGUCGUGCAGGCCGCAUUAGCAAAGUACGUGCUACAAAAGCAGCUCUACAACAUCGGCGGUCUUGUCAAGGGCGAAGGCGUUGACGACAAUGAGGCGCUCUCGGCAGUUUUCCGCAAUAUGUGGGCAGACCAUGGAGACCAGAUUGCACGCGCAUAUGGAGGUAGUGGUGCGCUCAAGAGUGACUUCACUCGCACGAACAAGAGGACCAGGAAAGGUGCUGUUGAAGAUGGCGUGAAGAGCGUGCUGCGCUACGUCAAGAACAACUUCCUUGAUGGCCCUCGUCAGGACGCUUUCGACCUCAUGACGGGUGUGUAUGUGCCGCGACAGAAUCCGUCUAGCGCCAUGUUCCUUGUCACGGAUAGAAGAGACGUGGUGACGCGCUCGAUGCCCGCCGUUGCAGGAUUCUCGUUCUUCAUGAUCUGUGCGGGAUUGACUCUCCCGCGGACAUCAGACUAUUCCUUGUUGUACUACUUCCUCCUCUGGUUCACGUGGUUCUUGGUCGCGAUGACCUUUAUCUUCGUCCACGGCAUCUGCUACGUAUCGUGGCCGCGACUUGUAUCGGUCAAGGACGCCGUCUUCUACGAUGGCCCCGGCUUCCGAAAGUACUGGCACGGUAUGGGCCUCGACACGAAGAAGGCGAAGAGCGGCGUCAAUUCUGGUCUGGAGAAGGCGGCACUUCUCAAGUCGAAGCCGAUGAUCAUGAUGGAGAAGUGGGCUGGCGGAGGGAACGACGGGGACAAGCGGGUGGACUGAGCUCGGUCUCAGUCUGGGGUUUGUGCACACACGGAACUCUACAGAUUCUUGGUAGUUUAUGUUAGACUCGCUAUAACCGCACGCUCCUUUGAAUAGUAUCUAUUCCUUCCAAUUUGUCGCGCAUACCAUUGUGUAGUAGUCUCGAUGCUACCAGCACACUUCAACAGUGCAUACCAACCAGUAUUCGAGACAAUGGUAUGCGAGAAAUGUAUUAUUGUGCUGC
This is a messenger RNA of Schizophyllum commune H4-8, 2352 nucleotides long. RefSeq lists its product as uncharacterized. Gene Ontology annotation, biological process: phosphatidylinositol dephosphorylation. The coding region runs from base 36 to 2129 and encodes 697 amino acids. The transcript is spliced from 15 exons. The record is from RefSeq and is a predicted model, not a curated record. Gene Ontology annotation, molecular function: phosphatidylinositol-4-phosphate phosphatase activity. Lineage: Eukaryota; Fungi; Basidiomycota; Agaricomycetes; Agaricales; Schizophyllaceae. Gene Ontology annotation, cellular component: endoplasmic reticulum.